AUGCUCGCUGGCGCAAUAUUCGCUCUUUCAUUGACCGGCCUUCCUGUCUAUGGCCAAUCUGCAUCAUCAUCUGCAGCAUCAAGCAGCGUAGCAUCCAGCAGCGUCGCGACCAGCUCUGCUGUUUCGGCUGCUAGUUCCGGAGCAACCUCUAGCUCCGUCGCUGGAUCUACGAACACCGAGGCCACUGCAUUGACAUUUUCGCUUACUGUGACCAACCCUACUGCUAUCCCGCUUGCAUCUAUAACAGCUAAUGAAACUAGUCUUGCUACAAUUCCUCUUCCUUCAACGGCCACUCCUGGUGCAACUAACACUUUUUUGUCUGGGGCUCCAGCUCUUCCCAAUCCGACAAGUAUUGUUUCCUCCAACUACCCUACACUUGAUAAGGUUCCUCCCACCGACUCUGAUGAGGUACAACAGUGGAUUGCAGAAGUGGCAGCUUCUGGAAUCAGCAUUCCUAACAUCACUCAAACUGUUCUUGGCGGUUGUCCCGCGAACGCAGAAGCCGCAGCAGAUACUUCACGUUGCUGGUGGUCCUGUACCGGCUGUGUUCGUGACACCGAUGUGCAAGAAUGCCCUACCAAGUUAACUUGGGGUUUGACUUACGACGAUGGUCCCUCAUUCUAUACUCCAAAUCUUCUUACCUACCUGACUGCGAAUGACCUGAGCGCCACUUUUUUCACUGUUGGGUCUCGAUGUGCGCAGUUCCCUGUUACAUUGCAAGAAGAAUUUAUGGCUGGGCACCAGAUUGCGGUGCACACUUGGAGUCACCCAUAUUUGACAACCUUGACGAACGAACAAGUCAUUGCCGAGUUGGGAUGGACGAAAAAGGUUAUUAAAGAUGUGACUGGGGUUACUCCCAAUAUGAUGCGUCCUCCCUAUGGUGAUAUUGAUGACCGAGUUCGUAACAUAUCCAUUGCAAUGGGUCUAACCCCGGUUAUGUGGACGAGGAUAAAUGCUACAGCCACCUUCGAUACAGACGAUUUCGAUGUACAUGGGGGACUUGCUUCGUCCUACGGCGUCCUAAAUAACUGGCAAAAUAUCAUCACUCAAGCCAACGAGAUUGACACUGGUUUCAUCGUAUUGGAACACGAUCUGUUCGAAGAAACUGUUCAACUAGCCACUGGGUACAUUCUUCCCAGCGCUAUGAACCAAUCCUUCGAUAUCAAGCCCGUCAUCAACUGCUUGAACAAACCUUUGUCUGAUGCUUAUAUCGAGACUAAUGAUAACUCAACUAACCCUCCGGCUGCAUCUGGUGUUGUCACACUUUCUUCCGGUGCGCCCGGCUCAGCCUCUGCUACUGGAGCUGCUUCCAGUAGUAACAGCGGCGUUGGGCUCAAAGUUUCUGGCACCUCCACAGCUCUAACACUCAGUGGUGGCUUUGCAUUCAUCGCCUUGUUUCUGUAG
Lentinula edodes (shiitake mushroom) is the source of this 1404-nucleotide messenger RNA. RefSeq lists its product as uncharacterized. Gene Ontology annotation, biological process: carbohydrate metabolic process. The coding region runs from base 1 to 1404 and encodes 467 amino acids. Gene Ontology annotation, cellular component: membrane. Lineage: Eukaryota; Fungi; Basidiomycota; Agaricomycetes; Agaricales; Omphalotaceae. Gene Ontology annotation, molecular function: chitin deacetylase activity. The record is from RefSeq and is a predicted model, not a curated record. The transcript has 11 exons.